GCCCGAGCUCUUCCCGGCCGCGCAGCGCCGCCUCCCCGCGGCUUUCUGUUCCCCAGGACCAUGGGGCGCAAGUUGGACCCUACGAAGAAGGAGAAGCGCGGGCCCGGCCGCAAGGCUCGCAAGCAGAAGGGCGCCGAGACCGAGCUUGUCAGGUUCCUGCCUGGAGCGGCCGAGGCUGGUGAUGAAAUUUCCAAGAGACUGUCCAGUCGUGCUCGAAAGAGGGCAGCCAAGAGGAGAUUGGGGUCUGUUGAAGUCCCUAAGACGACUAAGUCUCCUGAGAUCAAAGCAUUACAUGGAGAGUUACCAAAAGGGGGCGUCCAAACUCCUGGUAAGAAGGGAGUCCAGGCCUUGGUUGACUCUGCUCGGGGCAAGAAGCGUCCAGCACCAGCACGUAGCAGCGCAGAAGAAGAGGAGCAGGAUGCAUCUGAGGACGAUGGUGUGAGCCGGGGGGACCUCUGGGGCUCUGAGGACAGUGACGCGGACAUGGUGGAUGACUACGGAGCUGACGCAGACUCAGAGGAUGAAGAUGACAAGUUGCUGCCCAUUGAAAGAGCCGCUCGGAAGCAGAAUGCCAAGGAAGCUACUGCUGGGGCCCUUUGGAGUGAGGAGGAGACGGAUGAAGAGGAAGAGGAGGAAGUUUCUCGUGGAUCGGGCCGCCCGGCUGCUGAUGAGGCAGAGGGAGGCCUGCAGAUCAAUGUGGGUGAUGAGGAACAGUUUGUGCUGCCCCCUGCCGGGGAAAUGGAGCAGGAUGCCCAGGCUCCAGACCUGCAACGCGUUCACAAGCGGAUUCAGGAUAUAGUGGGGGUGCUGCGGAAUUUUGGGGCUCAGCGGGAAGAAGGUCGGUCUCGUACUGAGUACCUGAAUCAGCUUCAGAAGGAUCUGGCCACUUACUAUUCCUAUGGAGAAUUUCUGCUCGGCAAGCUUGUGGAGCUGUUUCCUCUGUCUGAGCUAAUAGAGUUCUUAGAAGCUAAUGAGGUGCCUCGGCCCAUCACGCUCCGGACCAACACUUUGAAAACUCGACGCCGAGACCUUGCUCAGGCUCUAAUAAAUCGUGGGGUUAACCUGGAUCCCUUGGGCAAGUGGUCAAAGACUGGACUCGUGGUGUAUGAUUCUUCGGUGCCCAUUGGAGCGACUCCCGAGUACCUGGCUGGGCACUACAUGCUUCAGGGAGCCUCCAGCAUGCUUCCCGUCAUGGCUCUGGCGCCUCAGGAACAUGAACGGAUUCUGGACAUGUGUUGCGCCCCUGGAGGAAAAACCAGCUACAUAGCCCAGCUGAUGAAGAACACUGGCGUGAUCCUUGCCAAUGACGCCAAUGCGGAGCGGCUCAAGAGUGUUGUGGGCAACCUGCAUCGUUUGGGAGUCACCAACACCAUUAUUAGCCACCAUGAUGGCCGCCACUUCCCCAAGGUGGUAGGGGGCUUUGACCGGGCACUCCUGGAUGCGCCCUGCAGCGGCACUGGGGUCAUCUCCAAGGACCCGGCUGUGAAGACAAACAAGGAUGAGAAGGACAUCCAGCGCUGUGCUCACCUUCAGAAGGAGCUGCUCCUCUGUGCCAUUGACUCUGUCAAUGCCGCUUCAAAGACGGGAGGCUUCGUGGUGUACUGCACCUGUUCUGUCACGGUGGAAGAGAACGAGUGGGUGGUAGACUAUGCCCUGAAAAAGAGGAAUGUCCGCCUGGUGCCCACAGGCCUGGACUUUGGCCAGGAAGGUUUUACCCGCUUUCGAGAAAGGCGUUUCCACCCCACUCUGCGCUCCACUCGACGCUUCUACCCGCACACUCACAACAUGGAUGGCUUCUUCAUUGCCAAGUUCAAGAAAUUCUCCAAUGCUAUUCCCCAGUCUCACAAAGCUAAUUCUACUGCAGCUAACCCUACGGACCUAGACUUGCCUGGGCAGAAGGCUGCAGUCACCCCCAAGUCUGAGAACAGCAGGCAGCCUACCAAGAACGCCAGUGCGGCCGGGAAGGCGAAGCAGCAGCUGCCGAAGCAGCAGCCGAGGGCCGCCUUCCGGAAGCUCAAUGGCUGCUGCAAAGGGGCAGGCUCAGAGUUGUCCUCGGGCCCUUCCGUCACAAAGGUUCCCGCGUCUGCCAGCUUCCCAAAGAGCAGUCAGCCUGCUGCCAAAGCUGAAGUGAUCAGAGCACCGAAAGCGCCUGCGAAGCCAGGACGCGCGGCGCCCAAGUCGCAGCACUCGGAGAUGGGCGCUCUCCGGAGGCAGAGCGAGACUCCCGCCAGCCCUGGGCCCGGGGCUUCCGGCCUGCCCCUUGGGAAGGCCAAGAGAGCCAAGGUAAAGCGACGGCUGAAGGAACAGGCUUCCAAGGAAGCUGCUUCCCAGAAAGAGAACGGCAGCAAGGGGCCUCCGUGUGUCAGCGAGGCUCUCGGUUCCAGCGGCCCCCCUCCAGCGAAGAGGAGGAGAUCUGUGUCCAAGGGCGCUCGGCACGCGCUGCCAUCCUAGCGCAGGGACACCAGACUGAUCGCUCAUUGCCACUGGGUUGACCCUGCAAGGAUGGCUUCUGUGUAUACAUACGGAAUUUAAUACAUUUGUUUUCCUUUCUGA
Messenger RNA from Jaculus jaculus (lesser Egyptian jerboa), 2553 nucleotides. RefSeq names its product NOP2 nucleolar protein (gene Nop2). Lineage: Eukaryota; Metazoa; Chordata; Mammalia; Rodentia; Dipodidae. Gene Ontology annotation, biological process: maturation of LSU-rRNA; rRNA base methylation. Gene Ontology annotation, molecular function: RNA binding; rRNA (cytosine-C5-)-methyltransferase activity. The transcript is spliced from 15 exons. Gene Ontology annotation, cellular component: nucleolus. Bases 61 to 2451 code for a protein of 796 amino acids. The record is from RefSeq and is a predicted model, not a curated record.